Penicillium canariense is the source of this 720-nucleotide messenger RNA. Its product is annotated as class I SAM-dependent methyltransferase. The transcript has 3 exons. The record is from RefSeq and is a predicted model, not a curated record. The coding region runs from base 1 to 720 and encodes 239 amino acids. Lineage: Eukaryota; Fungi; Ascomycota; Eurotiomycetes; Eurotiales; Aspergillaceae.
AUGCUCGCUAUUGCCGAUAUAGCGACAGGAACUGGAAUCUGGCUGAAGGAUGUCUCGCGGGAGCUGGGAACAACAGCUACCCAGUGUUACUAUCACGGAUUUGAUAUCUCACCAGACCAAUUUCCCAAAAAUCCGGGAAACAUCGAUUUCUCCGUUCAUGAUAUAACGAAGCCGUUUCCUGAGGAACAUCGGAACCGGUAUGACCUGGUUCACGUGCGACUAUUGGUUGCUGCUAUCGAAGAAUCUGAAUACAAAGUUGCAAUCUCCAAUAUCUAUGCCAUCUUGAAGCCCGGCGGAUUUCUUCAGUGGGAGGAGGUAGAUGAAGAAACAUAUACAUCGAACGACAACCCCGUUAUUUGGGAGAUUCGAAGAUGUUUCGAACUUUCAUACAAAGCCGAGGGUAAAUGUUUCCAAGCUUCGGCAAAGGUUCACGAUGAAUGCAUAGCUGCCGGUUUUUUGGAUGUUGAGCGGUCAGUUUAUAGCUCAGACAGGGAUGAUAGUCUCCGUCUUGACACAGAGCGAGGACUUGCCACGCUUAUUGAAACAUUAUAUGCAAGCCUUCUGCUGCGAUCUGGGCAGGUCGAUUCUGAAGAGGCGGCGAUAAGGCAGGCCGAAAAAUUAAUCAAGCAGCACUGGCAGCUGUGUGAUAAUGGGAAUUCCCCACCGCUGAAGUUGAUGAGGGUUGUUGGCCAGAAGCAACUGCGUGGCUCAUCUCUAUAG